Pseudopodoces humilis (Tibetan ground-tit) is the source of this 1513-nucleotide messenger RNA. It is a transcript of the gene POFUT1, whose product is annotated as protein O-fucosyltransferase 1. Gene Ontology annotation, biological process: Notch signaling pathway; protein O-linked glycosylation via fucose; regulation of Notch signaling pathway. The record is from RefSeq and is a predicted model, not a curated record. NCBI's taxonomy places the organism in Eukaryota, Metazoa, Chordata, Aves, Passeriformes, Paridae. Gene Ontology annotation, molecular function: peptide-O-fucosyltransferase activity. Gene Ontology annotation, cellular component: endoplasmic reticulum.
AUGGCCGUGCCGCCGGUCCCGGUGCUCCUCGUCCUCCUCCUGCUCCUCCCGGUGAUGGCGGCGGGAGGCGGCGCGGCACCCGCCUGGGACGAGGCCGGGUACCUGCUCUACUGUCCCUGCAUGGGCCGCUUCGGUAACCAAGCCGAGCAUUUCCUGGGAGCCCUGGCCUUCGCCCGCGCCCUCAACCGGACCCUGGCCGUGCCGCCCUGGAUCGAGUACCGGCACCACCGCCCGCCCUACACCAACCUGCACGUCCCCUACUCGGAGCACUUCAGGCUGGAGCCGCUGCGGCGGUACCACCGCGUGAUCAGCCUGGAGCAAUUCAUGGAGCAUCUGGCGCCCCGGCACUGGCCGCCCGGCAGGAGAGUGGCUUAUUGCUUCGAGGCUGCUGCCCAGAGAAGCGCGGACAAAAGCACGUGUCCCAUGAAGGAUGGAAAUCCAUUUGGUCCCUUCUGGGAUCAGUUCCAAGUGGAUUUUGAUAAGUCUGAGCUCUUCAAGGGAAUUUCCUUCAGUCCUGCAUACAAGGACCAUUGGAUCCAAAGGUUUCCACCCUCUGAGCACCCUGUUCUCGCCUUACCUGGAGCUCCAGCCCAGUUUCCUGUCCUGGAGGAGCACCGGCCCCUGCAGAAGUACAUGGAGUGGUCGGAUACGAUGGUGAAGAAGGGAGAAGCCUAUAUCCAGUCUCUGCUGGUCCGGCCCUACGUCGGCAUUCACCUGAGGAUCGGCUCGGACUGGAAAAAUGCCUGCAACAUGUUAAAGGAUGGGACAGCCGGGCCCCACUUCAUGGCUUCACCACAGUGUGUGGGCUAUGACCGGAGUGCUGCGGUGCCUCUCACCAUGGACAUGUGCCUGCCAGACCUCAGAGAGAUCAAACGGGCUCUCAAGCUCUGGGUGGCAAAGAUUGAAGCUAAAUCUGUUUAUAUUGCUACGGAUUCCGAGCCCUACACAACGGAAAUACGGCAGUUCUUCCAGGAAAAGCUCAAGGUUGUCAGCUUGCAGCCAGAAGUGCCUCAGAUUGAUCUGUACAUCCUUGGCCAGUCCGACCACUUCAUCGGGAACUGUGUCUCUUCCUUCACUGCCUUUGUGAAAAGAGAGCGCGACAUCCAUGGGAAACCCUCCUCAUUUUUUGGCAUGGAUCACCCACCGAGGCUGCGGGAUGAGUUCUGACCAAAGGAGGAAGAGGCUCUGUGGUUCCAGGGCUCUGAGCUGGGUCCUUGGUGCUGCAGCAUUCCCUGUGAGCAGUCAUUGCUGGGCUGUGGGAGAGCUCCUGCCCUCCAGCGCUCCUCACAGUCUCUUCCAGACUGUUCUGUCUGAUCUCUCCUGUGUUUCCAGUGUGAGCUCUGAUGGAAAUUUAAAUCAUGUAGUUGAUGGGAAACUAUAAACUGUAUAUAGUUUUUUAAAAUGUAGCUUUUAUAGCUCUCCAUUCUCACUAGUUGGGAUUCACCAGCAAUUGUGAUGAAGCAGCUGCUCAGAUUUCCUCCUCUUUUCUUUCUCCGUUAAUUUUUAACUCUCA